UUACAAGGUUUCACAAUGAGAGCCGUUUUAGUUAAGACUUCACCGACCAUAUACAUAAACGAAAUUGGUGAAUUAGACGGGUUAUUAGGUAGAAUGUUACGGGAACUUUGUGUUAAUUUGAAUUUUAGUUUUAAAGUUGUCUCAGAAGUAGAAACGUACGGAAGAUGGAAUCCGGAAGAAAACAGGUGGACCGGUGCAAUUGGUGAAUUGAAUUCUGGACGUGCCGAUAUUUGUUUUUCUGGUUUUUCCAUGACAAAUGCCAGAUUGAAUGCCGUUGACUUCACGUUUCCUCUUGUCGAUUCAAGAAUCUUUCUUUACAUACGCGAACCAGAUUUAUUCGUGUUCAAAUGGUCAUCUUAUUUUUCAGUACGAUAA
Molecule: messenger RNA, 375 nt
Organism: Vespula vulgaris
Lineage: Eukaryota; Metazoa; Arthropoda; Insecta; Hymenoptera; Vespidae
Product: glutamate receptor ionotropic, NMDA 3A-like
Exons: 2
Coding region: 16-375 (119 amino acids)
Cellular component (GO): membrane
Molecular function (GO): glutamate-gated receptor activity
Source: RefSeq, a predicted model, not a curated record